UCAGGGGUUCUGCAUCCUCCUAGAGCAGAAAGAAAACUCCUCCUACAAACAUUAGCUGGUGCUUGACUGAACACUAAUAGAAGGCACAAGACUGCUCUAACUUCUGAUGAGAAAAGGUAUUAAGCAGUUUAUAUUUACUAAAAUAAUUGCAUUUCCAUGUUCUGUGUACUGUGGGAGACCAGAUAUAGUGAAUGCAGGGUCCUGGGAGACCAGAUAUAAAACUUGGGAGCUUUCUGGAGGAGGGAUGGAAUGGAGGAAAGGAAGCUCGGAUCUGCAUGUUUGAGGGACCCUGGUCAAUCCCCGGCAGGAGGCUGGGCAU
This is a messenger RNA of Staurois parvus, 319 nucleotides long. NCBI's taxonomy places the organism in Eukaryota, Metazoa, Chordata, Amphibia, Anura, Ranidae. The record is from the annotation of a GenBank genome assembly.